Fonsecaea erecta is the source of this 1089-nucleotide messenger RNA. RefSeq lists its product as hypothetical. Gene Ontology annotation, molecular function: zinc ion binding; DNA-binding transcription factor activity, RNA polymerase II-specific. The transcript has 4 exons. The record is from RefSeq and is a predicted model, not a curated record. Gene Ontology annotation, biological process: regulation of DNA-templated transcription. Lineage: Eukaryota; Fungi; Ascomycota; Eurotiomycetes; Chaetothyriales; Herpotrichiellaceae. Bases 1 to 1089 code for a protein of 362 amino acids.
AUGAAGAGCCUGAAGCCCGCGCCGAAACCCGGUGGUAACGCGAAGACGACGUCAAAACCGCGACGAAGAACUUCUCGUGGCAGGACAUCGCGGGCACUCAAGAAGGCCAAGUGUGAUGGCGACCAACCAUGCAAGCUCUGCCGGGCCACCGAGAGUGAAUGUGCCUACUCGGCCAGACGGAGAGAGGCGAGAAACUAUUACUACCAGAUGCGAGAAGUCACCGACCUGGCCCUGCAACAGCUGUAUUGGGCCAGUCGAAGAAGAACAGGCUUCCCCGGCGACAUCCCUGACGAGUCCAAAGGCGAGGUCUCGACGACCGAGAUUCUAAAGGGACUGGGCCUUUGGAGACCCUGUCUGGACGAAUUUAACUUCCCAGGCGAGGUGGUCGACCCGUCGAGACACACCUUUAAGAACAGCAAUAAUAACAAUGAUAACACAGGCGGGGGUGUGCAGAGACACCUCGAAGCUAUGGACCCAUGCCACGAGCUCGAGGACAUCGACAAGCAAUCCGCCACGUCGACCGCUUCGACAUCUAGUAGCCCCCGAACGUCCCACGGGCGGGUAUUCACGACGAGCAAUAAUACCACCGACAACAGCACCAACACCCCUCUCAACCCGGACGUCCACGCGCAGGCUGAAGAGAUGGACAUGCAGAGGCAGUUUGAACUGGCGUCGUCACUGUCGCCCCUGCCGGGCGGAUUACGGGGUCUGCAUGGAGAAGGGCCGCCGCCGGUCUCUCGCGACGACCACCAGGCCUUCUUCCCCGAGCACGUCAUCGAGCCGUCACAGCUAGACGUCGACGCCUUUAUCGACAUGAGUCUGUGCACGUCGCCUGUGCCGCUGCCGCCGCCGCAACCAGCGUCCCAUUUUUACGACCACUCCAUGUCCUUCAGCAUGCCGACCAUCCCCACCAGCCUGGCGCCGCAGUUUCCCUACGGACAAACCCACCACCACCACCACCACCAACAUCCUCAUCCUCAUCACCAUCACCAGCCGUCACGCGAUCACAUGUUUGAUGGCUAUUUGACCGCGUCGCCCGGGACUACUACCACUGUGGUUCCCGCCCAUCGACCGGUGGCGACGGGAUGA